CAAAUCACUGAAGAACUGGCUCUACUCCGUCAGGACAGCUUCACCACCGACCCUUCGCCAACUGUUGUCGGUGUACCUUCGACAAUCGGGCUCCACGGUCAUGACAUGGAUCUGAUUCGAAAGUGCGCUCAGGAUCGUGCCGGAAUUCCCACACGGCCUGUCCCCUCCACACGAAACCAAGCUGGCUACAUUCUGUCUCCUCAACAUACCAAACUGCCUUGUCCAACCAACAACCGAGAUUCCUGCCAGAAGCAUGCUGGCCGGUCAGAUCACUUGUCCGAUCUGGGAUCUGUCAGGAUGACCCACCAGUUUUCCUCUUCCACGACAGACCGACAUCGCUCUCUUGAGCCCAGUCGACAUGCUCCAAGCCUUGCUCCGCAGCAUAUGACCUCUAUUUCAGGCAGUGUAGCCUUGACACCCGUUGCAUAUACCCCUUCACUAAUGCCCACCAAUGCAGGACAGCUUCUGGAAGGGUAUGCUAGGCCUACCAAAUUCUCCCUCUCUUCAGGCCAUAACAAGUCCCCGGCUGCCUUUUUGCGUCAGCCUGGAGAUUACGCCUCUAUAAGCCAAAAGGUGGUGAAUUUUCCCCCAAUCAUACGAUUAGACCUUAUUCUACGAUUGAGUUUUACAUUGCCUUGCUUCCCAAAAGGUACUCUUAUCCAGGAAGGAGAACACUACAUUUUCGACCUUGCCUAG
Molecule: messenger RNA, 696 nt
Organism: Protopolystoma xenopodis
Lineage: Eukaryota; Metazoa; Platyhelminthes; Monogenea; Polystomatidea; Polystomatidae
Source: the annotation of a GenBank genome assembly